This is a messenger RNA of Darwinula stevensoni, 689 nucleotides long. The record is from the annotation of a GenBank genome assembly. Lineage: Eukaryota; Metazoa; Arthropoda; Ostracoda; Podocopida; Darwinulidae.
AGGCUCCCAAACCCAUACGGCGCGAAAGACCGACACGGAAGCGACACAGGAAGCGACACGGAAGCGACACAGAGCUCAGCAGGAGACACGAUCUCAUACUGCGUCGAGGUGUGGCAAGCGAAGGGAGGAAGGAGGGCGAGCGAGGGAGGAGGAGGAGGAGGAGGACCGGAUCCGAUGUCGGAGCCGGGUCGGCUCACCUACGAGGAGUUCGAGCGGGAGAUCCUCGCGUUCGAGAAGCGAAGCCUCGAGCUGGGCGACGGCUGGACGGUGCACCGCUGCCCCUGCCACGACCGCCGCGCCCUGCGAAAGACCGCGAGGACCGCGGAAGACACCCGCGAAUACGAGGCGAUCUACAGCGACAGCUACAACGUCCCCGUGAUGCACUUCCGCGCGUGGAAGGCGACGGGCGCGGCGGUGAAGCCCGAAGGCGCCUCGUGGGAGACGCUGUCCCAGGCGGAGCAUCCGUGUCGAGGCGACCCGGUCUACGUGGUGCAUCCGUGUCGCACCGACGACCUCCUGAGGAAGGUCCGUGCUUCCUCGUACUUCCUCGCCUGGGUCACCUCCGUGGCUCCCAUGGUCGGGCUCCGGAUUCCACUCGAGUUUGCUCUGUCCGAUUCCUCGACGGUUUCGACAACCCUGCCGGAGAAGUCUUGAUUUACAUAUAUUUUUAUAUAAUAUUAAUAAAAGUG